AAUCCGCAGAUGGUCCGCUCCCCACCCACCACCACCACAGCGGUCUCUCACACCGAUCACUGCCCUAUAGUACCGCUGUCCGCUCUGGUUAUGUGCGCACGCUCAGCACUUAUCUCCGCGUUCGCUUGCUCUUAGCGUGCGGAAGAGAGAGUAUAUAGUACCCGCGUUACGUGCAGCGCGACGUCGACGACGACUACCUCGACAACAUCAACAACAACAGCGACGGCGAUAACGACAACGGUACAUCAUAACAACAACAACAACAACGCGUAUCAACGUCGCGCGCGUCUUCCCCGUUUGUGCGUUCCAGCGGCGGUCAGUCCGUCGUAGCACAACAUUGGACCCAUUCGCACGCACGCGCGUUAGCGACCGCACUCCAUAACAAUAACAACAACGCUCAAACUACGGCGCAGAUACCGUGUGCAAACCGCGACCACCGAUCGCCGGCGUGCGGCCGUUUCGUGACGGACAACACCCGCGCGGUGCCGGAACGAUGUGCGCCCAUCGCAGGUCCGCGUAACCGAUACGGAUGUGCCGUCAUUUCCCCGUCGACUCGUAACACGCGCGCGCGCUCUUCCCCGCGUACGAUGACGUUCUCAUCAUCACCGCCACCAUCGUCGUCGUCGUCGUCGUGACGGCGCUUGGUACUACGACCGCGGGUUUCUUCUCGCUCCUUUUCAUCUCGCCGGACGUCCUCGACAUUCCGCGCAAACGGGAUGGAAGUCGACCAGCCGACAGUAUUCGUCUCCACCGCCGUUGCAGUUACUUUCACGGUGCACCGAUCCUGAUCCAUCCCGUCCAACUGGCCGUGGAGCCUUCUGCAAAGACAACUUCACUGUUUAAUAGUAUCAAAAUGGCUUCUCAAGUUGAUUACCAAUGGGCCUACACAAUAAUGGAUUCAUCGCGAGUAUCAACGUUUUUGAUAUCCAUUCUAUUGAUUGUUUAUGGCAGUUUCAGGUCAUUAAAUAUGGAACAAGAAGCUCGAGAAAGAGAAAAAGAAAAAUCUAAGAAUUCUAACGGAAGCUCUGUGUGCUUAACAGAUAUUAGUAAGCGAAAACAAGAUGUUCAGACCUUGGAUACAAUGCAAGCAUUGUGUUUACCACUAGGAGCUUCUAUAUCACUGUUAGUUAUGUUUUUCUUUUUUGAUUCCAUGCAAAUGUUAUUUGCAAUAUGCACUGCAAUAAUUGCUACAGUUGCUUUAGCAUUUCUCCUGUUACCCAUGUGUCAGUACAUUAUUAAUCCUUGCUCGGACGGAAACAAGAUCUCAUUUGGUAUAUGUGGUCGUUUUACUACUGCAGAGCUUCUGUCUUUUUCAAUGGCAUUGUUUAUAGUUUGUAUUUGGGUACUAACAGGACACUGGCUGUUAAUGGAUGCUAUGGGAAUGGGACUUUGUGUAGCAUUUAUUGCCUUUGUUCGACUUCCUAGUCUAAAAGUGUCCACUCUAUUACUAACUGGACUAUUGAUCUACGAUGUUUUCUGGGUGUUUUUCUCAUCAUAUAUAUUUAACACCAAUGUCAUGGUCAAAGUAGCAACUCGAUCAGCAGAAAAUCCUGUUGGUGUGGUCGCUAGAAAAUUACAUAUUGGUGGAGUUGCUAAAGAAGUUCCAAGAUUAUCUCUUCCUGGAAAAUUAGUGUUUCCAAGUAUUCAUAAUGGGCGAUUUUCAAUGCUUGGACUUGGUGAUAUUGUUAUGCCUGGUCUGUUACUCUGCUUUGUAAUGCGUUAUGAUGCAUAUAAAAAAUCUCAGCUUUUACAUUUUGGAGAAACUGGUGUUCCACCUCCAAGACAUCUCAGUAAAAUAAGUUACUUCCACUGUUCACUAAUUGGAUAUUUCUUGGGCCUAGUUACUGCAACUGUAUCUUCAGAGGUUUUUAAAGCUGCUCAGCCAGCGCUACUCUAUUUAGUUCCAUUUACACUGUUGCCUCUUCUCACAAUGGCUUAUCUAAAGGGUGAUUUAAGAAGAAUGUGGAGUGAACCAUUCAUAAUACAACAGCCUUCCAAACAUAUGGACGUAUAGUCUGUGGUAGCAUUUACUAUUAUUACGUAAAUUUAAUUUUAGGAUCAUUUUUGUACAAAUUUCUCCUAUGAUUAUUUUUUUAGAUAUAUGUAGAGUACACCCAUUUACUUGAAGGGUAUAAAAAGUACGAUGAUAGAUCUUAUGUUUUUCUGAAAAUUUAGUUAUACUUUUAUUUUUAGUUCUUCUCCAAACCAAAUUUUAUUUCUAAAUAU
This is a messenger RNA of Sipha flava (yellow sugarcane aphid), 2226 nucleotides long. RefSeq names its product signal peptide peptidase-like 3 (gene SppL). Gene Ontology annotation, biological process: membrane protein proteolysis. Gene Ontology annotation, cellular component: Golgi-associated vesicle membrane; lumenal side of endoplasmic reticulum membrane; cytoplasmic side of endoplasmic reticulum membrane. The record is from RefSeq and is a predicted model, not a curated record. The coding region runs from base 854 to 2014 and encodes 386 amino acids. NCBI's taxonomy places the organism in Eukaryota, Metazoa, Arthropoda, Insecta, Hemiptera, Aphididae. The transcript has 12 exons. Gene Ontology annotation, molecular function: aspartic endopeptidase activity, intramembrane cleaving.